AUGGAUCUUAGUGAGUCCAAAAACUUGAAGGAGACCCCAGAUUUCACAGGUAUUCCGAAUCUUGAGAGAUUGAAUCUUGCAAAUUGUGACGGUUUAGUUAAGAUCCAUCCAUCCAUUGCAGUCCACAAAAAGCUUAAAUGGCUGAUACUUCAUCAAUGCAAAAAUGUUAAGUGCUUCCCAAGUAAGAUUGAAAUGGAUUCUCUCGAGUUUCUCAACCUUUCUUACUGCUCAAAAGUAAAGAUUCCAGAAUUUGGAAAAGGAAUGAAAAAUUUGUCAUGCCUUCGCAUACCUGGGACUGCUACUGAGGAACUACCUUCAUCAAUUGAACAUCUGGUUGGCCUUACUAGUCUGGAUCUGUAUGAUAACAAAAGUCUCCAGAGUCUCCCGGGCACCGCAAUUUUAAAACUGAAGUCUCUUGAAUAUUUCAAUAUGGAUGGAUGCCCAAAGGUUAAGAAACUUGUAGAAAAUACGGGGGAGACAAAGACUCUGAAACCGACGCGAAAUAUUGCGGGAUUUGGAGCCUGGAGAAUUGUGUGGGCAGGUGGGGGCCCCAUUGUUGUACGAGCAAGAUUUGGGAAAACCUCCUUAAUGGAACAACCAACAUCUUGA
Messenger RNA from Rosa chinensis, 609 nucleotides. Its product is annotated as TMV resistance protein N-like. Lineage: Eukaryota; Viridiplantae; Streptophyta; Magnoliopsida; Rosales; Rosaceae. The coding region runs from base 1 to 609 and encodes 202 amino acids. The record is from RefSeq and is a predicted model, not a curated record. The transcript has a single exon.